Kluyveromyces lactis is the source of this 1338-nucleotide messenger RNA. It is a transcript of the gene GDI1, whose product is annotated as Gdi1p. The record is from RefSeq and is a predicted model, not a curated record. The coding region runs from base 1 to 1338 and encodes 445 amino acids. NCBI's taxonomy places the organism in Eukaryota, Fungi, Ascomycota, Saccharomycetes, Saccharomycetales, Saccharomycetaceae. Gene Ontology annotation, molecular function: Rab GDP-dissociation inhibitor activity. Gene Ontology annotation, biological process: small GTPase-mediated signal transduction; vesicle-mediated transport; protein transport. Gene Ontology annotation, cellular component: cytoplasm. The transcript has a single exon.
AUGGACGAAAAUUAUGAUGUUAUCGUCCUUGGGACAGGUCUUACCGAGUGUAUAUUAUCUGGCUUACUCUCAAUCGAGGGGAAAAAAGUCUUACAUGUUGACAGACAGGACCAUUAUGGUGGUGAAUCAUCCAGUGUCACAUUAACGCAACUAUACUCUAAAUUCAAACAACAUCCUUUGAGUAAGGAAGACAUUGAGUCAAAGUUUGGCAAGGAUAGAGAUUGGAACGUGGAUUUGAUUCCUAAGUUCUUGAUGGCGAAUGGUGAAUUGACUAACAUUUUGGUUCAUACUGACGUCACCAGAUAUAUCGAGUUCAAGCAAGUUGCUGGCUCGUACGUUUACAACAGAGGUAAAGUAUAUAAAGUUCCUGCUAACGAAAUGGAGGCUAUUUCAUCUUCUUUAUUGGGUAUCUUCGAGAAAAGAAGGAUGAAGAAGUUCUUGGAAUGGAUCAGUGCAUACAAUGAAGAAGAUAUCGCCACACAUCAGGGCUUAAACUUGGAUCAAAACACUAUGGAUGAGGUAUACUACAAAUUUGGCUUAGGAAAUUCAACCAGAGAAUUUAUUGGACACGCAAUGGCCCUUUGGACCAAUGACGAUUAUCUGCAACAACCUGCUAGACCAUCAGUGGAAAGAAUUAUCCUAUAUGUGCAAUCGAUUUCCAGGUUUGGUAAAUCUCCAUAUAUUUACCCUAUGUAUGGGUUGGGCGAAUUGCCUCAAGGAUUUGCUAGAUUAUCAGCUAUUUACGGUGGGACAUACAUGCUAAAUACCCCAAUUGAAAAGGUUUUAUACUCAGACGAUGGUAAAUUCGAAGGUAUUGUCACCAAAGAAGGUACUGCAAAAGCACCAAUAGUCAUCGCAGAUCCAACAUACUUCCCUGAGAAAUGUAAAACUACAGGUGAAAAGGUGAUCAGAGCAAUUUGCAUCACUAAACAACCUGUUCCUAACACUAGUAAUGCUGAUUCUUGCCAAAUAAUUAUACCACAAUCACAAGUUGGAAGAAAGAACGACAUUUAUAUUGCUACUGUCUCUGACGCCCAUAAAGUUACUUCGAAGGGUCAUUACCUCGCCAGUGUAUCAACCAUCAUUGAAACUGAUAAACCUCAUAUCGAAUUAGAGCCGGCUUUCAAAAUGUUGGGCCCAAUUGAGGAGAGGUUCAUGGGUAUUUCAGAAAUCUUUGAACCGAUCGAAGAUGGCACUAAAGACAACAUUUACAUCUCUAAAUCUUACGAUUCCUCAUCUCACUUCGAAUCCAUGACCGACGAUGUCAAGGAUAUCUACUUUAGGAUUACUGGUCACCCCCUUGUUUUAAAGAAGAGAGAAGAUGUUGCAGAGGAGUAA